Molecule: messenger RNA, 7475 nt
Organism: Pseudo-nitzschia multistriata
Lineage: Eukaryota; Bacillariophyta; Bacillariophyceae; Bacillariales; Bacillariaceae
Source: the annotation of a GenBank genome assembly
CAAAACAAAAAACGAAUCGACAACGACAACGACAACGAAUCGGAAUCGACACCGAAUCAAGGAGGCCGCCUUCCAGCGAACACGGACCCACGAAACACCACACCGGGAUGAAGGACGCCCGGAAGGGAACGAUUCGCCCCCGCCCCGGCAGCGCAAGCGCCAGCGGCCUCCGGCUCUGGAUGAGGCAGGCCUGGGGGCAGAAAACCGCCGAUCCCUUCCGGGCCGAAGCGCGGGUUCUCUCCACCCCCACCAAAGCUAACCCCAGCUUUAACCCCAGCGUUAACAUCAACGCCAACGCCGGCAGCGGAACGCGGGCCCCCUGCCUCUCCCCCAACGACGACUACAGCAGAAAUUCCAACUACAACUUUGGGAGGGCCGGUAUCAAUGCCAGUACUAAUGCCACUGCUAAUGCCACUACUAAUGCCAAUGCCAAUGCCAGUACUAAUGCCCAUCCCCAGUGGUCGACUCCCCCCGUCACCCCAAAAUCCAAAACUUCCUCUCCGCACCGGCUUGGCAACGUUCACAACAAUACUCAUAUUCACAACAACAUUCAGAAUCACAACAAGCACCCCUGCCACUGGGAAGAAGAGAACCAAAACCCCGAGGUCUCCAACGUCGACGAGGCCCUGGCGGCUCUGGCGUCCGCCCACCGGUUCGAGGAAUGCUUUCCCGUCGGGCACGGAGUGGGAAUCGCAACUGGAAUUGGAAGCGGAAACGAAAACGAAAGCAGAAACGGAAACGGAAACGAAAACGAGCCCGGCGUUCCACCUCCCCACGACUGGAUCCUGGACGGCCACGAGGAGUGGCAGGCCCAGUACCUGGCAUCGGCCGAGCUCCUCGAGAAGCUCUACCCCUCGAGCAACCGUUUUCACACCGAAGCCGGACCCAGCAACGAAGCCAGAAACAAAGCCAGCAACGACAACGACAACGAAACCAGCAACCACCAAACCGACGAAACCAGCAGCAACCACCAAACCAACAACGGCGACGACGAGACCAGCCUGCUGCUCCUCCGCUUCGGGAGUGCCAUGGGGCAGCAGGAAUACCAAUUUGCGUCCUUUGACCGGGUCGAUUUCGGGCAGGAAGGAUUCCAAACAGGCGGUGGGGAAGAGGGGAACACCAGCAACGACAAUGGGAACGAUGAAAACAGAAGCAACAACGACGACGAAGACAACGACAACGACAAUGACAAUGACAAUGACAAUGACAAUGACAACAACACCAUUAAAGAAGAUGGUGAUAACGAAAAACAUAUUAUCGAAGACAAAGACAACGACAACGACAACCAACGAUGCACUCCUCCAUCGGUAGCGGCAGGUAUUGCUGCGACAGCAGAAGCUACGAACCAAGAGAGCCAAAAUCUACAACAACAACAAGAACAGCAAUUCGAAGAAUUCUGGCAAAACGCGGUAGAGGCCCCCACACCGGACACCGGAACCUACCCGAGCAUCGAAUCGCGAUCGACCUACGCUACAUCGCCAUUAGUGCUCGACGAGAUCGAAACGGAAACGGAAACGGAAUUCGAAACCGAGGCAGAUACCGACGACGAAAACGAAAACGAAAACAAAAAUGACAAGGAACACCCGAGGCCAUCGGAACCACAAUCCUCGUCCUCGUCCUCGUUCACCAUCGCAAUCGAGGCGAGGGUCUCACCGAUUCCGAGGGAACACGAUGCACCACCACCCGUUUCGGAAUCGGUUCCAGGGGAAAACGAGUCUUUUGCCGACGAUGGGGACAACAACGAAGAGCACGACGAGGACGAGAACGAGAACGAGAACGAGAACGAGGACAACCUCUGUUGCGACACUGCCGAUUUGCCAGCCUCGAUGAUGGUGUGCACCCCCAACACGUCCUUCGAGUCCACCACCACCGGGCAAGGGUUGGCAAGGGCGACGUCGACGAUCCACAACGGGGCGACCCCCCUCAAGAAAAACACGAGGUGCCAGACUCCUAUCGCACGCGACCCUUCCGGUUUCCUGGCCGACGAACGGGCAACGCCAAGGGCAUCCUUCCGGGCGAGUGCCUGCGGCAACGGCAACAACCACAACCACAACGGCAACAACCACAACGGCAGCACGAACAUGAUCGAGCAGCCGACCCCCGUGACCCGGAACAAUUACCACCACCACCCUCCAGAAGGAGGCUUCCGUCCCCCGGGGGAUGGAGUCGAUAUUCUCAUGCCGGAGUGUUCCCACCAGACCAGGGCCAACGACCAGAGCUACGCGUACCCGUUCGGAACGAACGCGGAUUCCCCGGAUCGGUUCCGGCUGGACGACCUCCACAAAAUCACCAACGGAAUCACGGACUCGGACCGAGAACACGACAACGGCGGGGGCGAUUUCGACGACGCUUCGUCCGUGGCACCCACCCCGGCGGAAGGAGACACGGACUUUGAACACGAUCACGAACACGAACACGAACACGAAGCCUCGUCCCUUCCCACCGCCGACGGAUCGUUCCAGUCGGGAUCGAUUCCCAGCGUGGUCCAGCUCUUUACGAACUCGGUGCGCAGCCAGCAGCCAAAGACCUCCGUUGUGGUUCCCAACACCGUCCGGGCCACCACUACCAGCGCCGCCGCCCUGGACACCGCGAGGCUCAAACCAACCGGUUGCUUCGACUCGGGCUCUUCGGGACUGGCCAUGCCCUCCUUUUACCUCGGCCGGAAUGCCUCCCUGUACGCGUCCUCCGAUGCCGGAUCGAGGAAGGAACACAAGCCCUUCCUUGGCAUGUCGAUGAAGCAACGAAUGAUCUCCACGGUCUUUGGACCGGGCGCCGCCGUUGCCGCGGCGGCCUCCGCACUCCUGGCCGACGAGCCCAGCAUCUCCUCCUCGAUCGCCUCCCCCGAGGCCAAGUUUCUCCGCCGGAACCUCUCCCGGUCGAAGGGCUUACACCGCGGGCACCACCGGAGGCGGGCCUUGGAGCGGUUGCGCCGGAACUCGGUGCGGAGCCUCACCAGCACCAGCCGGAACAGCACGAGCGUCGAGGGGGACGAAACGACGGCACACCAUCCCCACUCGCACUCGCACCAUUCGUACUAUUCCAAUCCCUCCUGCUUUAGCGACGACGAGGACGAACGACGGUACAGAGACGACGAGGCCUCGGACAGCGACGAAUUCACCGACGAGGAAUCGCUGUCCCUGGGAUCCCUCAGCACUCUUCCCACAGAGUACUGGAACCACCCGGAAUCGGACCACACCCUGCAGGCACUGUCCAAGCUCGAAUGGGACUGGCUGCCCUAUUGGCGGAUGGAGCGGCUGCUGGACGAAACCGACGGGGGAUUCAAAACCGACAACAUCCCCCUCCUGCAGGACCAGAUCACCCAGGAGCUGUCCAAGCUGGACGCCUUUUACGGAAAAAUCUGCAAAAAGGUCUACAAGCGAAUCCAGCCCCACGCCGAGGAACUGCUGUCGGCCAAUCAGGCGGCACUCGACCUGCAGAAAAAUCUCUCGCUGUCGCAGAUGUACCUGACCAAGAGCCAGAAAUCGAUCGAGCUGGCAAAACACGGAAGGAUUGCUAGCACCAGCGCCAAUGCGAACCAGAACGAGAGCGAGAACCACCAGAACAACAGCGACGACGGCGACACAGACGACCAAGAGUCCUUCGGCGACGAAGGUGUUGGGGUCUACGGCGCCGUUCGGUUGCUGGAAUUGUGGGACACGCAGGAAUCCUACGAAGGCCUCCACCGCACCGAGAGGCUCCUUUCCGAAAUCUGCGGCCUCGAGCAGACCAUCGAGGAGCGCAUCCGGUCGUUCGACACCUACCAAGCGGAUUCCCUCGGAGAGUGCGAUCGGAUCCUGGAUCUGGUGACCCGGCUGAAGGAACGCCUGGAGGAGGAACCCACGCGGCGGCUCGUGUGUUUCGACGAGGCACGGAAGCGGGCCGCGGACUUUGUACCUGGGACCUUUGUCCCCCGACUCCACGAGUGCCUCUCGGAACUCACGAUCGACUGGUGCGACCACGGCGCUUCGCCAUGCGUUUCGGACCGGUACGUUUCCGACGGAAAGGCUGCCUACUCGCGCCUCAUCGAGGUGCUGGUGAGGGUCGACAGGCUUUCGUCUCUGGGCACCACCGAUGCUCCAAGCCCCAACGGCGACGAAAAGGACGACGACGGCAACUCCCGGGAACUCGUGGGAGCCAUUGCUACCAGCAUCCAAACCACCCUGAUGCUGGAAACCCAAAAGGCCCUCGGCCGGGCCCUGCUGGAUCCCACCGAUUCGGAACACGAGACCUCCGACUACGAGCAAGAGCUCAUUGCGCUGAGCAGCAACGAGAGGUACCUGGAUUCGAACCGGCUUCCCAUCUGGACGCACAACCUCGUGACCAUCCGGUUCGAGUUUGGGAUGAAACAGCGGCAGGAGACACCCGAGGCAAGGCACCCCCUCCCGGCGGUCUUCCACAAGCUCUGCUGGCUCCUGGCCAACGUUUUGUCCGGGAUGCACCGCCUCAUCGACUUCCACGGAGCGGGAUUUGUAGCCGGGGCCGUUUCGGAGCGAACCCGGGAGGAAAUCAGGAGGCACCUGCUGUCUAGGAGAGCCUCGGUCUGGAAUGCCAGCAUCCAAUCCCUGGAGGAAUGCCUGGAAGAAUACAAGAAGCAUUCCGGGAAGAAGAAACUAUUUUCCCGGACCGACGACGGACGCCACGACGACUCGGACUGGCGCGAAGACCUCGAGGGUCUCCACGACGUAUCCGUCCUGAAAAAACAAUUUCUGUCCCUCGGGACCGUCUUUCUGAGCGGUGUUUCGAAGGAGGUUGUGAACGACGGCAGCAUGGUCGACGACAAGCUGGUGUCGUGUUUCCGGGGACACCUGCGGAGCUUCCACGUCGAGGCGAUGAACACGAUCGGAACUAUGUUCUAUCGGGAAGACUGGCAAUUGCACAGCGCAAACGACCUACAGCGAGAAACCAGGGCCACGCUUUCGUCACCGGGCCGCGAAGGAGACGACAAGACCACCCACUCCCUCCGGUCUGUACUCGAGGUAAGACGGAUGCCUUUGUUUGGUUUGUUCGGUCGAAGGGAAUCGAUCUAGCUUGGUUUGGUUUGAUUUAUUUACGUGAGUGUUCUCAAUAUGUCGUUCCUGUCAACCACGCAGUUUGUUUUUGAACGAGUUCUACACCAGGGAGACCACAGCGAGUCUCUGUGCUGCAGGAGCAAAUGCAAUGGGUUUUCUGGACGGGCAAUUGCCGAAAAUAAUCCGAAUAUGUUGCUUGCGGAAUGUCGAAAUCCUUUUGGGAUAGAUCGAGCUCGAAGGACGGCCGAAGCCAAAACGGAAUCUAUUACUUCCGACGUCUUUUCACGGAGCAACGAUCGAGUCGAGGACAUGAUCAAGCUUCUGGAGAUCUACAUCGGAGACGACGAUGCUGGUUUGUCAAAAAUCAUUCUACGAAGCGUGUUCGAUGGAGUCCUUCCGUGGAUGGCUCGCCUUCUCUUGAUCAUCGAUAAACUCCCAUUACUAGCAGAGGAUGCCAGCCACGUACUCAUAGGCAUCGUUGAUCUCUAUGUGACGACCGCGUUCCGUCUUUGCGCCGGCAACGAACGGAACGAGAGGAUUCUUCUGGGAAUCGACGAUUUAGACGUUUCCACCAAACAAGACGCCAAUGCUCAGGUGAACCGAGCGUCGUCUCCGAUGUUUGAUUUCGGUUUGAGAUCGCAGGGGCCGACCAAUAGACAGGCACCCGUCCUUUCUGUUACGGCGGAAGCCGAACUUUGCGCUUUGGUGCCCGGGGAAAGCAAAAACCUGGAACCGUUGCGAGAUUUCCUGCUAGAAUGCCAGAAGCGGAUGGAAGGGGUUGCAAAACUUGAUUUGGUGGACAACUGGAUCUCCGAUCCAGUGAUUGCAGAAGAUACCAUCGAGGAAGACUUUGCCAAAGAGACAGCACGAGUGAUGGAAAGAAGGCAAGGCGCAUCGUGCAAUCAUAUUCUUGUGGCACUGGCGUUGUUCGCAGCGACUAGAAACAUCCCGUCGUCGUGCAACCGAGUGAAAGGAUACAGCGAACAAGUGCUGCGUGUAUUUCCCCUUCUGAUAAGUCUGUGCAAUCGAAUUAGUUGCAUGCGGGCUAUUCGUGGACGAGCUGUAUUGCAAGAGGUGCGUUUUGCUUCGAACUAGGAUGGCUACAAGUUUAUCGUGACUUCAUUGCUCACAUUGUUUCUUUCUCUUUUUUCUCGUGUUCAGAUUGUGUCGAUUGGUAGUUUGUGGGAAGAGAGCAAACUCCACGAGCACGCGAAUGACUAUGUUGAUGACUUUUGCGGUUUCUUGGCUCUUUUGUGGCGAUACCUGUACGCAUCCCCAGGAAGAUUACCCUUGGGCAUCCUGAAAAUGCUCUGGGAGAAUCUAGUUGGUGGAGGCUACAUGAUCCUCAUUGAUGGUUUUAGCAAGGUUCCCUAUUGCUCGACGGAAGGAAGAGCAUUAAUGAGCAUGGAUGUGGCAUCGUAUCGAUCCGAAACCAGCGCUCGUUCCAUUGCAAACCGACUCAGAGAGAAUCAGCACCCGAGCUGCCCACUCCCAGCCGUCAUUGAACCGUACCGAUCAGCGGCAUAUGUCGACACAUACGUGAAGAUCUUUUAUUUCCCUUCGAAGGUAAGCAGAGAUAAGUCUUUGCCUAUUUCUCGGUCAAUUCUUGGUUUUGUUUGUGGCGUUGCUGUACUAGCCAGAUGGGUCGAUAUUUUUUCGUUGACACGAUAUAUGAAAUUUAUCUAAACACGACUUAUGUGCUUUUUCAUUUCGCUGUUUCUGCCACUUGCCGGAUACAUUAGGAUGCGCUGGAGUGGAUCAAGAGCAACUUCGAAAAUUACCAUCAGCACCACAUCAUGGCCCUUGUGAUAAAUGAUCGAGAUGCCAAGAAUCUAACGAAACAGGUCCUCAAUUGCUACCGGGGUUCUAACGUAGCCACUACUGUGCGAGUUUGACGCCACGGUUCCGAAUCCGUCGGAAUUCGGAUCGCAGAGUUCUGUAUUGGAUUAUGCAAUCCUCCAGUCCUCUUUUGCAUCAUUAAGAACCUUGUUCCAUUCUACCGAGAACAAACUAUAGAACGAGAUAGAUAGAUAGAUAAAGAAGAUUGCAGUGUAAAAAAUUCUACACACACUUCGUUUACACUAGCUUUUUUAAUCAUCAAUUUUUCGGUCGGGGCUACAGACUCGACCAUUAGUCCCGUUUUGUGAAACUUGAGGCAUGCGUCGUCGAGGACCACGACCUCAAUGGUUGGAUUUUGUCUGCUUCCACAACGGCAAGCGCUCUGGCCAGCAUAGAUUCCAGAGAGGGAAGAACCCCGGUCAUCGUGCUUGGAUUGGAUAAAGAGACCGGUGUUCGUCGGAGGAGUACUUCUCUCAGUCCUCUUUCGCUAGCGCUGUCCAUACCGGAGUCUUUUAUCUGUGGUCCGGAAUUGAAAACUUCUGGCGGUAUGUGAAACCUAUUGUACGAGAUUUCCCCCCUUUUCUUUUCUAUUAUUUUCGACAUUUCAAAUAUACUUCAAAUAUCACA